This is a messenger RNA of Penicillium subrubescens, 1542 nucleotides long. RefSeq lists its product as uncharacterized. Gene Ontology annotation, molecular function: transmembrane transporter activity. The transcript has a single exon. The coding region runs from base 1 to 1542 and encodes 513 amino acids. Gene Ontology annotation, cellular component: fungal-type vacuole membrane; plasma membrane. NCBI's taxonomy places the organism in Eukaryota, Fungi, Ascomycota, Eurotiomycetes, Eurotiales, Aspergillaceae. Gene Ontology annotation, biological process: transmembrane transport. The record is from RefSeq and is a predicted model, not a curated record.
AUGGCGUACGAUCCCGAGAAAGGUCUUGCCGAGACCAAGUACCCCGAAGCAGAGCAAAGCUCGCUGGAUGUCGACAACGAUGCCGCCCUUUCGCACCAAACCGGCAUGAUGGCCAAGUGUCGGGCGCUGGAGGCCAGGAUGGACAAGAGACUUGGUAUCGAGUCGGAGGCUAUCGUUCGCAAGCGCCCAGAGGAUAAGAAAAAGGUGCAUUGGAUUGAGGAACUAUCAAUGGCGUUGCUCUGGGCUAGUGGUACAAUGAACACGUCUUGCUUUGCGACUGGUUUCCUUGGAUGGGAAUUUGGUCUCAGCUUGAAGCAGUCCAUUUUGAUCACCAUCUUUGCCUCGAUUCUGGCUGCGACGCUUAGCGGAUUCUGCGCUACUUUUGGAGCUGUGACUGGUCUGCGCCAGAUCAGUGUUAGUCGAUAUAGUUUUGGUUGGUGGCCCAACAAGCUCGUCGCUCUACUCAAUGCUAUUCAGCAGAUGGGAUGGGCUGCCGUCUCAUGCAUCACGGGCGGUCUUGCGCUCACUGCUGUUUCUGACGGCCAUGUCUCGUUGAUUCUCGGCAUCGUUAUCCUGGCUGUCGUGGCGCUGGUCAUCUCCUUCGUGGGAUUGAAGGCUAUUCUCUUCUACGAGAGAUGGGCCUGGAUCAUUUUCUUUGUGAUUUUCAUGAUCAUCUUCGGCCAGACUGGCAAGUAUGCGGAUAACGCGGCUCCGGCCACUGCCACCGGUGCCAAUUUUGCCGGUGCUGUUCUCAGCUUGAUCGCUAUUGUUUACGGAUCCAGCGCAUCGUGGUGCACUAUGGCAAGUGAUUACUAUGUUCACUAUCCUGCCGAUGUGAGUCGUGUCAAGGUCUUCCUCAUGACCACUUUCGGCAUUGCGAUUCCUACGUCGAUCGGUAUGGUGGCCGGUUGCGUUGUCGCCUCUGCUCUGAACAGCAAGCCCGAAUGGUCCAGCUCAUACGAGGAGGGAUUGGGCUAUCUUAUCCAAGAUAUGCUCUACCCCCGUGGAUUUGCCAAAUUCCUCCUCACCCUUCUUGUCCUGUCUGGAAUCAACGUCAACGUCAUCAGUAUUUACAGCUCCGCGAUCUCGUUCCAGCAACUUUCGCGCCCCUUUGCUCGGGUUCCUCGAUUCAUUUGGACUAUCUUCUGCUUCGUCUGCAUUCUCGCACUGGCCAUUGGCGGUCGGCAGAAGCUGAACACGUACCUGCAAGACUUCUUGAGCUUACUGGGAUAUUGGUGCACCAGCUACGCCGUGAUUCUGUUCGAGGAGCACUUUGUUUUCCGCAAGGGUAACUUUGAAAAUUAUGACUUGGAAGGAUGGAAUGACCCGGCACGACUCCCGAUGGGUAUCGGUGCAUCUGUGGCAUUUGCUCUCGGUGUCAUCGCAUGGGUUGUGGGAAUGGAUGAGACUUGGUUCAUUGGACCAUUGGCCAAGUUGAUUGGUGACUAUGGCGGUGAUGUUGCUAAUGAGUUUACAUUUGUGGUGACGGCACUGAGCUAUAUCCCGGCGAGAUACUUGGAGCUUAAGUACUUUGGAAAAUAA